Messenger RNA from Engraulis encrasicolus (European anchovy), 1614 nucleotides. It is a transcript of the gene zc4h2, whose product is annotated as zinc finger, C4H2 domain containing. Gene Ontology annotation, cellular component: nucleus. Gene Ontology annotation, biological process: positive regulation of neuron differentiation. The record is from RefSeq and is a predicted model, not a curated record. The coding region runs from base 183 to 857 and encodes 224 amino acids. NCBI's taxonomy places the organism in Eukaryota, Metazoa, Chordata, Actinopteri, Clupeiformes, Engraulidae. The transcript has 5 exons.
ACACAGCAACAAAGGCAGAAUGUUGUGAUGGAGAACGUCUGUUCAACCGAGGUGUCACGCUUCGGUAUUCCACUUGCUUGCCGCAGCUGGGUGCUGCUAGCCAUUGCCAUUGUCUCACUGGACUAGGAAAUCUGUGCUGCUUCUGUCCCCCCUGCCAACAACUUCAGCCUCCUCCUACAAUCAUGGAUGAUCAAGACAUUAUGUAUAAACUGGAAAACAUAAGAGAAAUCAGAGAUAAAUCUACCCAGUUGGAGAAACUGAAGUCGCGGUUGAAGACUGAUUUCGACGCCUUGGAAUGGGAGGAGAAACAUCUAAAGGAGUACAAGCAAGAGAUGGAACUACUCCUGCAGGAGAAGAUGGCUCAUGUUGAAGAACUUAGACUGAUCCAUGCUGAUAUUAAUGUGAUGGAGAACACCAUAAAGCAGUCUGAGACAGACCUGAACAAAUUGCUAGACUCAACCAGAAGACUCCAUGAAGAAUAUAAGCCUUUGAAAGACCAUGUUGAUGCACUGAGGAGAACUCUUGGCUUGCACAGGCUUCCGGAGCUUAGUGAAGGAACGGAAAAGUUGUCAUUGGACUACUUUGAGAAGCAAAAAGCUGAGUGGCAGACCCAGGAGCCCCUGGAGCCUCCCAUCCCAGAAUCCUUGGCGGCGGCUGCUGCUGCAGCACAACAACUUCAGGUCGCUAGGAAACAAGACACCAGGCAGCCGGCCACAUUCCGACAGCAGCCACCUCCCAUGAAGGCAUGUCUUUCUUGCCAUCAACAAAUCCACCGCAAUGCUCCAAUCUGCCCCCUCUGUAAGGCCAAGAGUCGCUCAAGAAACCCCAAGAAGCCAAAGAGGAAACCGGAUGAAUGAGUGCAUUUUGACUUCUCUACACUGUCUGUGUGAGCUCCUGUCUGUCUUGUUGCAAAAAGACUUGUAACACUAAAGAGGUAAAAAGGGGGAAAUGAAGAAAAAGGGAAAUAUGUUUUUCAAAUGUGUAUGGUUUGUUUUUCACAGUCUGGUGUAGUGAAAUUUUAGUUGAUGGACUAGGAUUUGUUUAAUUUCCUUUCAGCACAUGUGUUAAAUCACUUGGUGUCUUGAAAGGUAAUUCACAAGGCCUUUUUCAAGACCUUUUGCUCUAAGGUAAUGAGAUGAAAUUGUAGCAUACAUUUUAAAGCUCUUUAAGAAAUAACCAAUUAGUUAGAGAUGUGUGAGAUACUCAACCUUUGCUUACUUGUUCAUGUCUGCUUAUUGUUGUUUUGUUUGUAACUGAAACGUGUUUGUGCUGUUCAUUGAUGUAUUUCAGUAUUAACCUUAUCAUUUCAAAAUGUUCAAGUGCAAUUUUUUUCAUACAUUUUUUAAUAAAUUAAUUGAUGUAAAAUCAGAAUAGAACACAAUGUAGACCACAGACCAUUUCUAAUCUCAAAUACUGUCAAAAGGACUGUGCCAUUAUUCCUGCCCUGUUGAUUUUAUUAUAAACUAUAUUACUUUUACUAUGCAUUUCAAUUCUGUUUUUUGUUGAAGCCUUUGAAUGUUCUAUCACAACCGUUUUUUUUAUCAAUGUAAAAAAAAUCCAAUGGGCCAGUUUUAGUAGUAUACCUCCACAAAUAAAAAUGUAUCAUGCUCGUAA